GAAUGUGUUCACUAUUCCAAAGACAAUCCAGGCUUCUGUAACGUUGUUAGAAAAUUUACAUAUCAUUUUGGAGAAGACGCCUCGCGAUGAUAUACGAACGGAGGUCCUUCCCAUGUUGUACAGUGCUUUCGAGAGCUCCACCAUUCAAGUUCAGACUGCUGCACUUGUCGCUGUGGCGAACGUUUCAAAUUACUUGGAAGAAACGGCCAUUCGGCGAAUGGUACUGCCAAAACUCAAACUAGUUUACGAAAAAAACGCUGGUGAUAUUAAAAUAGACAUAAAUAUUUUAGUGUGUAUACAAAAAAUUCUUGAUCGGUUGGAUCGGACGCAGAUCAUCGACGAGGUCCUACCUUUGCUCUGGGACGUCCGGCUUCAGGACGCCGAAGUUAUAAUGGCUGUUGUCAAUAUAUAUCAGAUGAUGUUAUCCGAUAAAAAAUACGGGCUGUCCGUUAACCUGAUGGCAACUAGGGUAAUGCCCCUGUUAACGCCGCAGCUAGUCAAUCCGGCUCUUAAUUUAGAUCAAUUUACCGGCCUGAGCAAUAUCUGUCUCGAAAUGUUUGAUCUCAUAGACAGGAACCAACGCAAUAAACUAAAAUUAGACACGAUGCCGUUACAAUCAAGUCCAGAUAGACAUCGUCCGCUGAGGCACUUAUGUAGUUCCGACAAUAUGAACGUGGCACCCUUCAGUAUACCCAACGUGAGGGUAGAGCAAAGGAAAACAUCUUCCGCUGAGGAUAUGGCCAGGAAGAACUCAGGCGACUCGGGAAUGUUAGGUUCUUGGUGGAACAGGACGUCGCCCUCCUCGCCGGACAGCAACUACCUGCGCGUGCACAACGCCUACACGAACCGGCGCCUCUCGGACAACACCCUCAUGGCGCCCAAAAUCAAGAUCGCCCCCUCUUGCGCCUCCUCUCCCGGCGGCCCCGGGAGCCCCGGCGGGCCCCUCCCCAUCCGCCGUCACUCCAGCUUCGGGCCCCAAGAACGACGUGGCUCCACCGUCAACCUAUCGCCGCCAUCGGGCAUCCACUAUAGAAGUAGCUCGAUACCGAGGGCUGGACCCUUUUACCCGUCCUCUUCCUCGAUCGAAUAUCUUGCUCGUAAUGGAAUUUUGGGGAUUCCGUUUCAGGGAGGGAGUAUGCCAAACACGAGCAGCAGCGUGCCGCACCUGCUGAGCUCGAGCAUGCACAGCAUUAUCCGAUCCAGGCGACCGUCAACCUGUCUGUCCGGCUCCGGCUCGCAGACCGGUGGAGCCUCCGGGCUCUGGAACCAGUUUGGAAGCGGCAUGGGUCUACGUAAGGAAAAGAAGUCUAAAAAAAAGUAUAAAACUAUUCAAACCAACCUUUCAGAGGAGUUAACGUAAUAAUGAUGGUGGGUACGCAACAUCUUCAUUUGCUUCGCAUGCUUUUUCCCUCAUAUUUGGCCUACAACUUUAAGACGAUGGUGGAAAUUGAUUUUAACCAGUAAUGUCUAGUUUUGACCGGUCAUGACGCGUAUUUUUCCUCAAGUUCAGUUAAUAGCCUUAUUUUAUUUUUCUGAUUAAAACUCGUAUUGACUGGAAAAACUUAGCUGUGGUAGAAUACGGCGUUUGACUGCAUCAAUAGGUAACAUUCCAUUCAUACAUCCAUUGAAGUAUGAAAAAAGUGUAAGGAUAGUUGUGGAAAUUGGUUUCCUUCGUUUAGCUCGCCUAAAUAUAAUCAUUGUCAUCUAAAUACUCUAGCGCAAAUCGAAAAUGAAUCAAUCAAGAUAAUCAAACAUACAAAAGACCUGCUAACUAACCUAACUCAUAAGUUUUAAAAACUGGUCAAUCAUAAUUUGUAAAUGUUCUGUUCAUAAAUGUUUUAUAUCUAUAACUUUGAUGUAAGUACCUAUUUUAAACUUGGAACAAUUUUUCACGGCAUUACCAAUUCAUCGAAAUGCUACACAUUAGUAUUAUGCCCCUGAACUUGCGUGUACCUCACCAAUUUAAUCUUUACCAAAACAACUUUCAUGACAAUCUUGAUACAAUAACGUAUUUUUAUACCCACUUUCCUGAAUCCAAUUAAGACUCGUUUUUAAAUUAGUGUCAUUCAUGGUUUUUUAAAACGUUUGUUUCUUGUAAAAUAAAUCUUCUUCCUUCAUCAGAAAUAUUUUUUCUUCUAAAGUUGUAUUAUAUUCAAUGUAAAGCAGAAUUAAUAGUAUAAAUACAAUUGGAGAUAAAGAUUGUACAUGUUCGGACAGUUUUCAAAUUGGCAAACUUGUUCGUCGUAAAUUUGUAUGUUGGAAAGGUGAUCAAGUUGCUAUUAAAGACUUUAUUGAAUUGUUGUAAA
Bemisia tabaci is the source of this 2306-nucleotide messenger RNA. The record is from RefSeq and is a predicted model, not a curated record. NCBI's taxonomy places the organism in Eukaryota, Metazoa, Arthropoda, Insecta, Hemiptera, Aleyrodidae.